Periophthalmus magnuspinnatus is the source of this 1302-nucleotide messenger RNA. RefSeq names its product fibronectin type III domain-containing protein 7-like. The transcript has 5 exons. Gene Ontology annotation, molecular function: protein binding. Bases 1 to 1302 code for a protein of 433 amino acids. NCBI's taxonomy places the organism in Eukaryota, Metazoa, Chordata, Actinopteri, Gobiiformes, Gobiidae. The record is from RefSeq and is a predicted model, not a curated record.
AUGAGCACUCAGUGCAAUGUGAGUGGUCUGCAGUGCGGUAAACGCUACAAUGUGACUGUGUCAGCUCACAACGAUGCCUGCAGCAGCCAGGGUGUCCCCUCUGACACUGCGUACCUCACCACAGAGCCCUGUCCACCCUCCAACAUUGAGGCCACCAUGCAAUGUACACAACUUACAGCAACAAUUUCUUGGAAUCAGAGCAAUUUCGCAGUUGGUUAUAUCGCAUACAUAAAUGACACACAGGGCAACAUCAUGAGCUGUGUUGCACCACCCACAAACACCUCUUGUGUGAUCUCUGGGUUGGGUUGUGAUUUGGUCUACAACGCCUGGGUUAUUGCAAAAGGGGACCAGUAUAACAGCUCUGAGAGUACAGCUAUUCCUUUAAUUUCAGCACCAUGUUCUCCUCAGAACAUCACAGCGCAGGUGAAUUGCAGCUUGGAUGGAGGGGCAAUAGUGUCCUGGACUGCUAAUGCUGGAGCAAACUUUUCUGUCACAUCUGUGGUUAAUGGAAGUCAACAGACCUUAUGCACUACUCAACAGAACAGUUGUAGUUUAUCAGGUCUGGGCUGUGGACAGUCUUACAGCCUCAGCCUCACUGCCACCAACAACCAGUGUAGCAUUACUGCGUCGACACAUCCAAGCCUAAACACGCGAUUGUGUCCACUUACUGGUGUGUCUACAUCCCGUGACUGUGCUUCUAGCAAUGUCACAGUGAACUGGCAGACUAGCACUGGAGCAAACUAUUACAACGCCACUUUGAUCCCUGACUCUGGUGUUUCAUACCAUUGCAGUUCAGAGUCUUCCACCUCAUGUUCUAUUGAUGGGCUGCCCUGUGGACAAAACUUCUCUGUAUCUGUCAGUGCUUCAGAUGCACAGUGCACCAUAAACUCUGCAGAUCAACUGAGUGAAACCACAGCACCAUGUGUUCCCACAAACAUUAAUGCAGAGAUGAACUGCAGCACAGACACAGCAGCAGUGUCCUGGACUGGUAGCAGUGGGGCAGAAAACUACACAGUGACAGGCCAAAGCACUACAGGCAAUGUUUCAUGUGAGGCCGUCGGCCUAACCUGUAACCUCACAAACCUUGCAUGCGGCACACAAUACACCAUUCAGGUGGUAGCAAGGAACAGUGCAUGCUCCAGUGCGCCGAGUCAGGCUAUCACACUAGAUACUGGUAAGGCAACAAACAAGAAGGUUCUAGCUUGGGAUAUCAUAAUAUUGGUAAUAUCCAAUAUUCCUUUCCAGCUCCCUGUCCACCUGAAAAUGUGGAUGCUGUCAUUGCCUGUGAAUCAAACAAUCUAA